Messenger RNA from Porites evermanni, 1865 nucleotides. The record is from the annotation of a GenBank genome assembly. Lineage: Eukaryota; Metazoa; Cnidaria; Anthozoa; Scleractinia; Poritidae.
AUGGCAGAAUCUGUGCUAAAGGAACUUCUGGUAUUGAUUUAUGCACCAACUGCAGUUGAGCACAUUCUUAUUGGUAAAGCUAUCGCAAGAGCCGUAUGAGCUUAUCUGCUCGCUGAUGCAGCUCUUAAUACCCAUAUCCUUUCUAAAGCCCUGGGAGUGUCCAUUCCUGAUCUUGAAGUAGAAGCUAAUGCCCCUGACGUGAAUGAUGCAACAGGUGAAGGAGAGGCGAUGCAGGCACACCUGCUUAUAAGCUUCAACGAACUUGUGCUCUGUAAGAAGAUUAAUUUUAAUGGUUAGGAUGAAAUCAGUGGAAAAAGUCAGCUUGGCCAGUGCAGUCAGUAAGAUCAAACAUCUGUUCCAACAGCAGAAGGAAUCUCUUCAAGACAAUCGCACUGCUAAACUCUGAUUUUAGUACAUGGACAUGGUCCACAUUCUAAAAACAUUUAUCAAAGCAGAACGUACUGGACACUAGGUACAGCAUUUUGAAGCUAUUUCUGAAAUGCUUCCUUAUUUGGCACCUUCUGGUCACAACCUUUACACUUCUCAGUUGUACCUGCAUUGGUCCGUUUAGAGAGCGAACAUCCUGUUGUGUACCAGAAACUUAUUGAUGGAUUCCACGUAGUAAGAACAAGUGAAAGAAAAUAGGCUGGGCUGUCCACAGACCUUGUUUUAGAGCAGGUGUUAAGAAGUAUGAGAAGUAUGAAGAUGAGUGGUGGCUUAACGAGAGGAAGAGGGAUGACCGGGCAACAGCGGCUGAUAUGGCUCCUUUCUUCGCCAGGCUGUGCUGAGAUGAAUCAUGCCAUGCUGGAUUUCACAGGAGUCUCUUACAGUACCAGCGAGCAAAAAAUGGACCUUUCAGAGUCCAGAAAAAACCGUGACAUGAAAGAUACGCAAACUCUGCUAAAUGCCCUAGAUGAGCAAAAUCCCUUCACUGCUCAAAAAGGCCUAAGAAGCAUCAUGAAUGGUGUUCCAUGCAAAUUAUACUGUAAAUGUAGAUGACGCCAAGGAUAUUGGACAGGGCAUCUUAGCGUCAAUGACUGUGAAGUCUGUCACGGAGUUUGCCUUCAAACAAAGUAAUCAGGCUGUGACUCUUGCUACAAAGUCAUUGGUUAAAAUUGAUGGAAAGACGAUCCGAGUAGACCUGCAGUUUCUAUUCCAGCGUCCAAUUGUAGCUUUGAAAUCAUUGGAUAAAAUGGAAACAGUCUUCAAAAACUGAACUAUGCAGCUAGAGACCUGGUCUCUUUGAUUCUUCACUUCUUUUGCUCCAACCACACAAGCCAGUUCUUGCUGAUGCUAUUUGGGCUCUGUCUAUGGAAAGCUCAGAUGUCACAGUUCCUCAAAGAGAGCUCCAAUUUGUUCUGGAUGGUGGUGGACUCAUUCACCGAAUCCCUUGGCCGCAAGGGUCUACCUAUCGGAAUAUCUGUGUAUUGUACUGCAAUUAUAUGUACCUGCAGUGUGGAAAGGUGAUCAUUGUCUUUGAUGGAUACACAAGUACAUCCACAAAGAGAACGUAACUGCAAAGACGUGCAGGAGAGAAAGUGGGUGCGACCGUCACACUUAAUAACGACAUGAAACUUACAAUGGAGUGGGAUCACUUCUGGCAAACAAAAGCAAUAAACAGUCCUUCAUUAACAUGCUUAGUGGUUAUCUUCAGUAGGCCAAUUGCCAAGUCUACCACUCGACAGCUGAUGCUGAUUUGCUUAUAGUAAACAAAGGUGUGAAAAGUUCAAGAACAAUAGACACCGUGCACCGGGGAUGACACUGAUCUUCUUAUUCUGCUUUGUUAGCUUGCAAAGUUAGAUGUAUCCGACGUUUUCUCCAACCAGAAUCAAAAGCAAAUUCCAAGUGACGAUUCUGGGAUAUAA